Dufourea novaeangliae is the source of this 468-nucleotide messenger RNA. RefSeq names its product alpha-ketoglutarate-dependent dioxygenase alkB homolog 6. The transcript is spliced from 3 exons. The coding region runs from base 1 to 468 and encodes 155 amino acids. The record is from RefSeq and is a predicted model, not a curated record. NCBI's taxonomy places the organism in Eukaryota, Metazoa, Arthropoda, Insecta, Hymenoptera, Halictidae.
AUGGAAAAGUAUAACGGAAAUGUUGUUUCAAAGGUACCAAACUUGGCAAUCUAUAUACCAAACUUUAUAACAGAAAAGGAAGAACUUGAAAUUGUAAAACAUGUUAAUAAGGCUCCUUUACCAAAGUGGACCCAGUUAAGUCACCGUAGACUACAAAAUUGGGGUGGUAUUCCACACAUCAAAGGAAUGAUAGCCGAGGAUAUACCAACCGUGCAACAACUUAAUUUAGAAUUCAGUUUUCUGUUAGAACGUAGAAGUCUGUUAAUUCUCCAAGAGAAUUUGUACCAUCAUUACUUACACUCAAUUGCAGAAAGAGAUACAGAUGUUAUUUCAAAGUCUCUAAUAACAAAUUUAGAUCUAUGUGGAGAUCAGUUUAUAGAAGGACAAACAUUAAAACGGGAUAUUAGAUUAUCUUUAACAAUCAGACAUGUUCCUAAAACAACUAAAUUAAAACUGAAAAUCAAUUAA